Molecule: messenger RNA, 1007 nt
Organism: Microstroma glucosiphilum
Lineage: Eukaryota; Fungi; Basidiomycota; Exobasidiomycetes; Microstromatales; Microstromataceae
Product: putative BMH1-14-3-3 protein epsilon
Exons: 4
Coding region: 1-792 (263 amino acids)
Biological process (GO): signal transduction
Cellular component (GO): cytoplasm
Source: RefSeq, a predicted model, not a curated record
AUGACCGACGACCAGAGAAGCAGCGCCGUUUACCUGGCCAAGCUCGCUGAGCAGGCCGAGCGAUACGAGGAAAUGGUCGAGAACAUGAAGAAGGUCGCCUCUUCGGACCAGGAACUCACUGUUGAGGAGCGAAACCUCCUCUCCGUCGCUUACAAGAACGUCAUUGGUGCCCGACGUGCUUCUUGGCGAAUCGUCUCCUCCAUCGAGCAGAAGGAGGAGUCAAAGGGCAACGAGUCCCAGGUCACCAUGAUCAAGAGCUACCGUGAGAAGAUCGAGGCCGAGCUUGCUCAGAUCUGUGAGGACAUCCUCGAGGUUCUCGACAAGCACCUCAUCCCCUCUGCUGCAUCGGGUGAGAGCAGGGUGUUCUACCACAAGAUGAAGGGAGACUACCACCGAUACCUCGCCGAGUUCGCCACUGGCCACAAGCGCAAGGACUCUGCUGACAAGUCUCUCGAGGCUUACAAGGCUGCCUCGGAUGUGGCUGUGACUGAGCUGCCCCCUACCCACCCCAUCCGCCUGGGUCUGGCCCUGAACUUCUCCGUCUUCUACUACGAGAUCCUCAACUCGCCCGACCGUGCUUGCCACCUGGCAAAGCAGGCCUUCGAUGACGCCAUUGCCGAGCUCGACACCCUCAGCGAGGAGUCGUACAAGGACUCGACUUUGAUCAUGCAAUUGCUGCGUGACAACCUGACUCUCUGGACCUCUGACAUGCAGGAGUCUGAGAGCAAGCCCUCUGAGCCCGCUGGCACCGACGCCCCAGCUCCCGAGUCCAAGGGCGAGGAGGCUGCUUAGAUGUCCUCGGCUCGAACGUGAGGCUUGUAGGAGAAAGUGGGGACAGGGCGAGCUCUAGACGGGCGGUGGCGGUGGAGGAGAGGAGAGACGCGAGAAAGAGAGGUGUUCGCAAGAGCAAGAUGUCAGAGGCAGUGUCGACGUUGUUCGUAUUUCUUGGGUCGAGUCGAAUCAAGAUCUUCAGUCGUACCUCCACGUGAUAGAAGGCGGAGACGCGA